This is a messenger RNA of Cynoglossus semilaevis (tongue sole), 1700 nucleotides long. RefSeq names its product guanylin-like. Gene Ontology annotation, cellular component: extracellular region. The transcript has 3 exons. Lineage: Eukaryota; Metazoa; Chordata; Actinopteri; Pleuronectiformes; Cynoglossidae. The coding region runs from base 158 to 721 and encodes 187 amino acids. The record is from RefSeq and is a predicted model, not a curated record. Gene Ontology annotation, molecular function: guanylate cyclase activator activity.
UUAUUACUCAGUGCAUGGAUCUCAGCGGUUGGUGGAACUACACAGAGUUUGUUUUUAUCAUGAAACUUGAAUACUGUACAAAUAAACACAGAGCAUGGUGUCCAAUAAGUAGAGGAGGAUCCAGACAGAGUCACAUGUUAACUGCAGGUGAGUAAUCAUGCCACCGCCAAAAAAAACUAAACAAAAAAAUGAACAAUGUGUUUUCUGCUCAUUUUACCAUCACAUCAAAAACAAGUGUAAUUUUUAUGGCAUCGUAAAUGGUUUAUCAUUAACUACGUGUCUGAAGGCAACACUAUCUGCAUCUAUAAAUACCGUGCAGCUGAAGGGGAACACAACAAUUCACUGCAGGCUGACACUGUCACAGAGCAGCACAAUGAGGACCAUCACCUGCGUGUCACUCUUCCUCUUGGUGUUUCGCCAUCUCUCCUGCACUGUCAUUGUAAAGGAAGGGGAUUUUCAAUUCUCUCUGGAUUCAGUCAAAGCUCUUGGGCAUUUGUUGAAAGGAGAGCACCAUGAAGCAUCAACAAAGCAAGAGCUCCAUCUACUGGAAGACAAGGCAGUGGCCUUAUGUUCUCACCCUGCUCUACCUGGAGAGUUCAAACCUCUGUGUCUGAGAAAAGAUGGCGGAGCAUCGCUGGCCAGGCUGAUUCUGAUUUCCAACCACCCUGACGACUGUGAGAUCUGUGUGACUGUGGCCUGCACCGGCUGCAGGACGGAGUGAUGACAUCUCCAUCAAAAUAAAUCGGACUUUGUCUGAAGUUUAAAUUAAAAAGGAAAAAAGGACGAAAAAACAGUGUGGUCACUGACGACCGUCAACAACUGCAAAGUUUUACUGAAGGGAAUUUAAGAUCAACUUUGAUUGAUUUCAAUUCAUGUACAUUGUGAUUAUUAUUUUUCCCCUUUUGUUCAACGGUAGAAUAGUUCACUUCCACAUCUGUCUUUAACCUGGCUUCUAGCUCUUUGAUUAUUGGUUGUGGUUAUGUAAUGAUCAAAUGCUAAAUGUUUCUUGCCAUUGCACAAAAGUACCAUCAAAUGUUAUGCUUCACCGAUUGGCCGUUUGUGUAUGUUACAGUUUAGAAUAACCUCAGAUAAAUAAAUCACAGAGCUCAAAGAAAGAGCACACAUUUAAGAACAAAAUUCAAUCUCUGUGACAAUUUAUUAGUGCAACUAUGACAGAUUUCAAACACGUAGUACAUACACACACACACACACACACACACACACACACACACACAAUGGAAGCAGUCUACACUAAGAAAUUAUCAGCCCUACAUUGUUAUAUAAUGAAGUGGUUAAUAUUUGACUUUUGUAAUGCUUGAUUUUUUUACAGAUUCAUGCUGACAGUGACAUCAAAGAAUGAAAUGACAAUGUCUGUCAGUUAUUUAAUGCAAAAUUCAGUCAAACUUUACCAUAAAAGAUUUAAAAAAUGUAGUUAUAUAUGGAUAUUAUAACUUAAACAAAUCAUUUGAUAUUCACCUUCAUAAAUCAAGGCAUUUUCUUAUCUAGAAGAUAUUUAGCUCUGGAAAGAAGAACAUUUCAGCAAAUCUUCCUUAAGGUCAUAGUUGUGAUCUAAACACCGCUUUUUUGAUGAUUAACAUUGCUACCAUGUUUAUUUAAUAUAUAUAUUGUUGUAUAUAAGUACAGUAUACACUGUAUAUGCAUAGCGUCUGUAGAAUAAAGAUGGACUCUGUAGGAAGCUA